Messenger RNA from Cannabis sativa, 1946 nucleotides. Its product is annotated as ran-binding protein M homolog. The coding region runs from base 29 to 1558 and encodes 509 amino acids. Gene Ontology annotation, cellular component: cytoplasm. Gene Ontology annotation, biological process: cell surface receptor signaling pathway; cytoskeleton organization. Gene Ontology annotation, molecular function: protein binding. The record is from RefSeq and is a predicted model, not a curated record. The transcript has 11 exons. Lineage: Eukaryota; Viridiplantae; Streptophyta; Magnoliopsida; Rosales; Cannabaceae.
UAAAAUUAUUUUAAUAAUAAAAAUUUUGAUGCUAGUUUUACAAAACACUCUACUUUUGCACUUCUAUUCUCUCCAAUUUCAUUUCAUCGGAGAAAAUUAUACACACACCGAAUCAAAGCGUGAAUUUUCUCCACUCUGCUCUGGUUCUCCCUUUGUCUUCAACCAAUUUGUUUCGGGACUGAAGGCCAUGUCAGCGAUCAACGCCACUAAUGGUGAAGAUCUCGCUCGCUACUUCCUCGAUCGCUCUCGACUAAGCUUGGCUCGAGGUCUAUGCGACAUGGACGAGGACGAAGAGGCUCCUACCGAGCUCAACACCAUUAACAGCUCCGGUGGAUUCCUUGUUGUCUCUCCCGAUAAGCUUUCGGUGAAGUACACUAAUGUUAAUCUUCACGGCCACGACGUCGGUGUCGUUCAGGGUAAUAGACCGGCUCCGGUGAAACGGCUUGUUUACUAUUUCGAGAUUUUUGUUAAGGAUGCCGGAACUAAGGGUCAAAUCGCAAUUGGUUUCACUAGCGAGAACUUCAAGAUGCGGAGGCAGCCUGGAUGGGAGGCAAACAGUUGUGGUUAUCAUGGAGAUGAUGGAAAUCUUUAUCGUGGACCAGGCAAGAGUGAUGAAUUUGGACCGACGUACACUUCUGGUGAUAUAGUUGGGGGUGGUAUUAACUAUGCAUCACAGGAAUACUUUUUUACUAAAAAUGGGGCUGUAGUAGGGACAGCUUUCAAGGAAGUGAAGGGUCCAUUGUUUCCUACCAUUGCUGUUCAUAGUCAAAAUGAAGAAGUGCAGGUUAACUUUGGGCAGAAACCUUUUGCUUUUAAUCUUAAGGAGUUUGAAGUACAAGAGAGGAUGAAGCUACAAAUGACAGUUGAUAAAAUGUCUUUACCAACAAAUGUUAGUCAUGGACUUGUGCGCUCAUAUUUGCAAUAUUAUGGCUAUGAAGAUACACUUCAUUCUUUUGACACGGCUACUAAAAGUACUGUUCCUCCAAUAUACAUAGCUCAAGAAAAUGGGUUUGAUGAGCAUGAUAUAGUAUAUGCAUUGAGUCAGAGAAAGAUUCUCAGACAGCUAAUUAGGAAUGGAGAUAUUGAUGCUGCACUUGGAAAACUUCGUGAGUGGUAUCCCCAGAUUGUUCAGGAUGAUAAAUCAGCAACUUGCUUUCUGCUUCACUGUCAAAAAUUCAUUGAAUUAAUUCGAGUUGGAGCACUAGAGGAGGCUGUGAAAUACGGAAGAAUGGAAUUGGCAAAAUAUUUUGAGUUCCCUGAGUUUGACGAUCUAGUUAAGGACUGUGUUGCUUUGUUGGCAUAUCAACGGCCACACGAGUCUUCAGUAGGGUACCUUCUCGAAGAGACACAACGUGAGGUUGUGGCCGACACUGUUAAUGCAAUGAUCUUGUCAACGAAUCCUAAUAUGAAAGAUUCCCAAAGUUUCUUGCAUUCGUACCUUGAGAGGCUACUCAGACAGUUGACUGCGUGCUGUUUGGAGAGAAGAUCUUUAAAUGGGGACCAAGGUGAAGCUUUCCAUCUGCACAGCGUACUCGAUAGUAAUAAGGCCAAGUGCUAGCUGAUCUUAAUGCUCAUCGCAUACCAUGUACACAUGCACAGACGACCUUUCUUAUUUUGUUGCCUAUCUGACUGGAUUCAGCGCUUAAUUUGCUUUACCGAAUGCCCACUCGUACCUAGCCGAUCUGAAGGAGUGUUGUACUCAUCGUGAAGAAUGUAAGCUUCGUAGUUCACCAUUUUGAAGCCUCAGAUCAAGAGAUCUGGGAAAUGUAUGUACUGUAGAAUUCUGCGUUAUGAUCUCUGGAUUACCACAAGGACGUGUACAAAAUCUGUUUGGGGAGCUACAUUGGAAAUGUGUUGGAAUCAAACUAAAAUCGAAAAGAUUGUAUCCUUUCUGAAUGAAAAUGUGGGAACUAGAGGUCUUAAAUCUGAAUCUCCAGUUUUUUUAA